AUGUCGAAUCUUUCAGAUACAUCUCGCCUGAAGGCUACGGUAUUCGUAGGGGGGCUCGACCAGGCCGUAACACAGCAGACCCUGUUCCACGCCUUCCUGCCAUUCGGCGACAUCGUCGAAGUCAACCUGCCAAAACCGGAAUCCCAAAACUCGAAUGAACAACAUCGAGGCUUCGGCUACGUUGAAUUCGAGGCUGCGUCAGAUGCGACAGACGCCAUUGAUAACAUGGAUCGGAGCGAGCUCUAUGGAUCUGUCAUCAAGGUAGCACCCGCCAAGCCGCAGAAGAAUGCGAAUGAAGGGUUAGGGAGUAAGACGGCGAUUUGGGAGCAGGAGGGUUGGUUCGCCAAGCAUGCUGUGAGCGAGGAGGAUCAGCAGGCUUCUGCAGAGGCGCAGGAAUCAAAUGGACCUGCGGAUCCCAUGCAAGGUCUAGAAGGGCUAGACGAGGCUGGGCCAAAACCUGUAUGA
Molecule: messenger RNA, 465 nt
Organism: Cucurbitaria berberidis CBS 394.84
Lineage: Eukaryota; Fungi; Ascomycota; Dothideomycetes; Pleosporales; Cucurbitariaceae
Product: RNA-binding domain-containing protein
Exons: 2
Coding region: 1-465 (154 amino acids)
Molecular function (GO): RNA binding
Source: RefSeq, a predicted model, not a curated record